Messenger RNA from Bactrocera dorsalis (oriental fruit fly), 3968 nucleotides. RefSeq names its product JNK-interacting protein 1 (gene Aplip1). Gene Ontology annotation, biological process: regulation of JNK cascade. The record is from RefSeq and is a predicted model, not a curated record. Lineage: Eukaryota; Metazoa; Arthropoda; Insecta; Diptera; Tephritidae. The coding region runs from base 420 to 1976 and encodes 518 amino acids. The transcript is spliced from 5 exons. Gene Ontology annotation, molecular function: protein binding. Gene Ontology annotation, cellular component: cytoplasm.
CCAUGGACAUUUGCUGCGACCCAAACGAAGUGGAAGCCAAAUCAGCCGAGCGACAAGCCAACAAAAACGAAAAGGAAAUUAUCGAUCGAAGAGUGAAAAAGUCAUUCGACGCCUGAUUUGCUUUGGCAAAGAGGGCCCACAAAUCGGUUUUUCGCAAAAAUUCAUUUAAAUACUUCAAUUAUUCCACAAAAUCGUUGCGCAAAAUUUUAAUUAUCGAAAAUACAACGAUAAAAGUGUGUGCUAAUAUAGCUGGUGUGCUAUAUUAGUGAGUGUUGAAAGUGUAAAAAAAUUUAUUGAAUUACGGCAUCUGGUAUUCAGUAAAAGACUCAACCUGCACACACACACACCAGCAAGGAGAAGCCCAUAAUAGUAAUAGACACAUACAGCGUAGAGGAGGAGAGGAGCAACGUUAUAGCAUCAUGGCAGACAGCGAAUUCGAGGAGUUCCACAGGCCCAUCUUUGAGCCACAUCAGAUACAAACUUAUAUGAGCCCUGGCCAAAAGAAAAAUAACGCCCAUACAUUCUAUUCCUUAAUACCGAAUGACGACCUCGAGGAUUCUCCAUCUUCGAAGAGUGAUGCCUCUGAUCAGGAAGAUGCCGGCGGUGGAGAUCUUUGCUGUGAAACAACAAAACUGCAGCGUCAAGUAGAGGAUGAUGAAAUCGGUGACGGUCUUAAGGUGGUAUCGCUCUCUUCGGACGGCUCGUUGGACACAAAUGACUCCUUCAAUUCACAUCGUCAUCAUCCGUUGAAUCAUCAGGAUGCAAUUGGUGGCCUGGUUGGCAUUGGUACAGCUGCUGGCACGGGCAAUACAACCGGCACUGAUUGCGUAGUCGGUUCGCAAUUAUUACUUUCUCCCAAUACAGCUGCUGCAAUUGGUGCAACCCAGCAGCAACAACGACGUCGACGAAAAUUACCGGAAAUACCAAAGAAUAAGAAAUCUUCCAUUCUACAUCUUUUAGGUGGUGGCUAUGGGCAGACUACAUUGGCUGACGAAAUGAAUAAUGGGCGCAAUCAAUUGAAUGACAACAAUAACGCCAUCACAGGCAAUACAAUUAACGGCAAUAUGAAUGGUUUAAAUGGUGGCACCACAGUACGAAAUAAUCAACGCUCAUUUUUGACACUGAAAUGUGGUUAUCUACUAGAUGAGGACUCCAGUCCAGAUUCCGAACGUUUACAGAGUUUGGGCGAUGUGGAUAGUGGCCACAGCACAGCACAUUCCCCAAAUGAUUUCAAAAGUAUGUCACCACAAAUCACUUCCCCCGUUUCACAAUCACCAUUUCCUCAGCCAUUCGGUGGUGUGCCCUUCUCCCAACUCGAAAUGCUUGAAGCUACACAUCGUGGCUUACACAAGUUUAUACCUCGUCAUCAUGAUGAAAUCGAAAUUGAAAUUGGCGAUGCUAUUUACGUACAAAAAGAGGCUGACGAUCUCUGGUGCGAGGGUGUAAAUCUUCGCACUGGUCGGCAGGGUAUUUUUCCCUCAGCCUAUGCGGUUGAUUUGGAUUACAAUGAGUUCGAUCCGACGGUGCAACAGGUGAAGAAGGAGCGUUAUUUGCUCGGUUACUUGGGUUCGGUAGAGACAUUAGCUCACAAGGGAACCGGUGUUGUGUGCCAAGCAGUGCGUAAGAUUGUUGGUGAAUAUGGCAACUCACCAGCCGGUCAAGUGUGCAUACUGGAGGUGUCGGAUCAGGGUUUGCGCAUGGUAGACCGUUCUGGACCAAAUAAGAAGGACAAGAAACCCUGCAUCGAUUACUUCUACUCACUAAAGAAUGUCUCAUUCUGUGCAUUUCAUCCACGUGAUCACCGCUUUAUUGGCUUUAUAACGAAGCAUCCAACGGUGCAACGUUUCGCAUGUCAUGUCUUCAAGGGCUCUGAGUCGACACGACCCGUAGCCGAAGCCGUGGGUCGAGCAUUUCAACGUUUCUAUCAGAAAUUCAUAGAAACAGCAUAUCCGAUUGAAGAUAUAUACAUAGAGUAAGCUGUAAGCUAUUCGUAUUGACUGGUUCAUAAAAUGGAUGCGCUGUGUUACUACGAGUAUUGCAUAGAGAUUGCUAGUGCUGGUUUGUGGUUUACGCUUAUUUUCCCCCAAACACACGUUAACACAAAUAAAAAAAAUUAAAAAUGUUGUCUUCAACAAGUGUGAAGUGAGUACUUUUAACAGGUGAUAUGUACUCUCAAGCUCGUGUUUAUUUAAAGAAAAUAAUUAAAUUAUAUAAAAAUUGAAGUGAAACAAAAGAUACAUACAUAUAUAAAGUUUCAAAUUAUUCCAAAUUAAUUGAGCAACAACAAUUACUUAGGAGAAUAAUUAGUAAUAGUCGUUUAGUUGUCAUAGUCAGAAGUACUCGUGAAAACACACUUCGCCCGUUCUAUUGAUACAAAUAGUUUUUUAGAUUUGCGGUUGAAGAAGUAGGCUUAUUCGAAAAUUUCAACUCAAAGCAUUGAGUACCAGUACAUGAAUAUAAUAAGGCAUACAGACGAAAUAUUUACAUCAGGCAAUAUAACUUUUUUUUUAUUUUAUUUUAAUGGGCCUGCAGAUAAGAGGGAGCAGGGUCUUUAAUUUUUUCUAAUAAUAAUAAAUAAACUUUCACAAUUUAUCAUUGUAAUUAAGAUGAAAAAAAUAUUAUGUUCUAAUUUAUCCCCCUCGCAAUCAUUACCGUCCGUGGUUAUGUUAAAAAUUCAUUAGCUCAUUUCAUUGAUCAUUAAAGAAAUAUUAUAUAUUAUUAAUUGUACAUUUCUUAAACUUUAAACUAAUUUAUAAUAAAUAAGCAACUAAAUAUUAAUAUGAGUGCUAAUAUAUGUUUAUAAGUUCUUACUGACUAUGAUUAGUUGUAAGCUUCCAAUUUCUACUUAAGAUGAUAGUUUAAUAUCGGUUAAUAAAUAUUUUUGCAAUAUAAAUACAUGCACAUAUGAAAAUCAAAAUCGUUUUUUAUAACAAAUAUAGUUUUUUAAAAACAUUUCUUUCUUAUUUCUGGAACUAAAAAUUAUGAAAAUAAGAAGAAUGCUCAUUUAUUUCACCAAAAAGAUACCAAUAAUUUUUUUUAUAAUUUUCGAUAACUAAUAAGAGUGUAAAUAGUUUAGAAAAUGUGAGAGAAAUAAGUUGUAGGAAUAUGUCGCAGUCGCAAUGCGCGCUUUAGAAAUGAGUGAUAUGUAAAAGGUGUUGAAAAAUCAUUUAAAUAUAUUUAAUGUUUAAGAAGGGAACAGUGGAGCGACCUUGUGAGGAAAGCAUGUCUAAAAACUAUUUUUUUAAGCAAACUCAAGACACUUAAUGAAUUGUUGAUUUUUUCGAAAAGCACAUUAUUCUAAAAUAAACUACACGCAUUUUCAAAAACUCAACUAACACCAAACAAUAGCAAUCAAAAGUUUUCGAAGAGCUAGUACUGUUAAAACCCAAACAAAACAUACAUAUUAAAACAUAAGAAAAGAAAAAUUCAAAAACUGCAAAAAAUAUGUUUAUAUAUGCAUAUAAAAUAAUUACAGCUAUAACAGAUUAAAAUUCACCAAUAGCAAUAGGAAAUGCAGAAAUUUAGUUAAAUUUUUUUUUAAUUUUUUUGUGAAAUAUCAAACACAUUUUUCAAGGUAUGAGUUCUUCAUCUUUCAUUCCACACCACUUAUGUUUAAGUUUAUUCCUCUCUGUUUAAAUACAUUCUUGUCACUCCAAGGAAUAAUUUUUUAAAUCUUUAAACCACUAGAAUUAUAAAUUUGUUUUUCUAAAUUUAAAAUCUUUCCAUCUACGCAUUUAUUUUAGCAAAUAUGUAUGUAGCUCAACUUGAUUUCCUUGCUAUCAAAUGCACAAACACGUACACACAAAAAGCAUAUGUAUCUAAAGCUCACCAGAAUCGUUGGCGACUUCAAAACAAACAAAGAAUAGCUUUCGAAAGAUUUGAAGAUUAUAAGUCAAAUUUGUUGAUAUUUUUAGAAAGAAAAGAUGAUUUAAUUAAAUCAACUAUAUAAAACAAAAAAAAAAAAACAA